Ceutorhynchus assimilis (cabbage seed weevil) is the source of this 642-nucleotide messenger RNA. Lineage: Eukaryota; Metazoa; Arthropoda; Insecta; Coleoptera; Curculionidae. The record is from the annotation of a GenBank genome assembly.
AUGGAGACGCAAAUAGAAAUGCUCGUGGAAAUGGCUUCAAAAACUUUGCAACCCUACAAAGAUUUGGUAACUGAUUUAGCGUGGACUGUAACUAUUCUCCAUCUUUUCGCAGGGAUAAUUGUUUGCAUAAAUAUUAGCAGACAUGGAAGCACCAGAGGAUUUACUUCAACUCCGUUUAUUGGCGCUACAGCAAUUGCUAUUCUUUUCCUACAAUAUGGCUUGAUUUUAGAACAGCGAACAUUGCGAACAAUGAUUCUAAUGAGUCUUGCAGCAGAUGCAAAGAAUGAAGUAUUGAAACCAAUCGCAUGUGCUGUGGCACUGGUUGCAGUACUUCUUGCAUAUGUUCGCUCUGAUCCUUCUGAUGAUGUAGAGGAUAAUGUUGCAGUUCGUAUGUUCGGCUUUAGUUUAACUGGAUUAAUGUUAUUUUUGCUGGGAAUGCCUUUGUCGAACUUGGAAGAAAUAAUUCGUAGGAAAGAUGCUUCCAUUAUUUCAUUUCCAUUGACCUUUUCCAAUGCAAUGGUAACAUUUUUUUGGUUUUUGCACUCAGUAAUUGUGCGCGAUAUCUUUAUGAUUGUGCCAUAUGGCAUUGGUUUUCUUCUGUGCUUUUUCCAGCUUGUUCUAAUUGUUCUCUACCGUCCAUGA